AAACCCAAAAAACAAAAAGCAGAGACCACCCUGGGAAUUCAGCUAUCAUCUUAUGCCAAGAUGUCAGGAAUUGGAAAUAAAAGAGCAGCUGGAGAGCCUGGAACAUCCAUACCUCCAGAGAAGAAGACAGCUGUUGAAGAUUCAGGGACCACAGUGGAAACAAUUAAGCUUGGGGGUGUCUCUUCAACGGAAGAGUUAGACAUUCGAACACUGCAAACCAAAAAUCGCAAGCUGGCAGAAAUGCUGGAUCAACGGCAGGCCAUUGAAGAUGAACUCCGUGAGCACAUUGAAAAACUGGAACGACGACAGGCCACUGAUGAUGCUUCACUAUUGAUUGUCAACCGGUAUUGGAGUCAGUUUGAUGAAAACAUACGUAUCAUCCUUAAACGUUACGAUCUGGAGCAGGGUUUGGGAGACCUACUCACAGAAAGAAAAGCCCUUGUUGUGCCUGAACCAGAACCAGACUCUGAUAGCAAUCAGGAAAGGAAAGAUGACCGAGAGAGAGGGGAAGGGCAGGAGCCAGCUUUCUCUUUCCUUGCUACUUUGGCCAGCAGUUCCAGUGAAGAGAUGGAAUCUCAGCUGCAGGAGCGUGUGGAGUCCUCCCGCCGAGCUGUGUCCCAGAUUGUCACUGUCUAUGAUAAAUUGCAAGAAAAAGUGGAGCUCUUAUCCCGGAAGCUAAACAGUGGAGGUGAGGCAAGAACCUGGAAAUAGGGAACGGUGGGGAAAGAAUAAGAACUCACCUUCGCACGCCAAUUUGUAGUUUGCAAACUUACAUAUUUGAUUUUAAUUAAAUUCCUUGUAAUCCUAAUCUUCACCAUUACCAGUAAUGUCAUUACUAUGGCAUAUUAGCAUUGUACGAAUGCUUCACAUUUGGAGCCAUGUGAUAGUCCUUUAAAAAGCUGAGGAAAGAUUUUAUCAACCCUAUUGUAAUACUCUGUUAAUUAGUCACUUUUGUAAGUAGCAGAAUUAAUUUUUACUAUUUAGUAAAUAGCUAUGAUUUUUGAACAUUUGUGUAUAUAGGCUACUAAUAUAUAGGCUAUUGGUUUAUUAAUGAUAAUAAAUACUUUAUUGCCAGUUUUUUAAAAA
Galeopterus variegatus (Sunda flying lemur) is the source of this 1086-nucleotide messenger RNA. It is a transcript of the gene RNF20, whose product is annotated as ring finger protein 20, E3 ubiquitin protein ligase. The transcript has 5 exons. Bases 61 to 711 code for a protein of 216 amino acids. Gene Ontology annotation, molecular function: ubiquitin protein ligase activity. The record is from RefSeq and is a predicted model, not a curated record. Gene Ontology annotation, cellular component: HULC complex; nucleus. NCBI's taxonomy places the organism in Eukaryota, Metazoa, Chordata, Mammalia, Dermoptera, Cynocephalidae.